UUAGCCACAAUGAAGGCUUGUCGUGCACUUGAUCUGAGUACGAUCACUCUGCUAUUGACAUCUGUGUUCCAGUCUGUCUGGAGUCUCUCAUCAAGAGUGUCCAGUGCAGUGUGCACGUCCAACGCAACUGCAUCUCACGAUUUACGAAAUUAUGUGUUGCAUCGCCGUGCCACACUUGCAGGAGAAAACAAGAGUUUCUCUACUGAUCAAUAUGCUUUCCAGGAGGAGACCCAUUUUAGGGGUUCAUACGAUUUCAGACGCGAAUCGAUACCACGCGUCCACGCCUAUGAUACUUCUCUUUUGUUGUCAUACAUGAAAAACAGAAAACCAGUUGUUAUUACUGGAGCCAAUGUUCUCGGUCCUGCCCAAACAGUCUGGGAUUUUGAAGACUCGUCGUUUCCUGUAUUUUGA
Messenger RNA from Corticium candelabrum, 411 nucleotides. RefSeq lists its product as uncharacterized. The coding region runs from base 10 to 411 and encodes 133 amino acids. The transcript has 3 exons. Lineage: Eukaryota; Metazoa; Porifera; Homoscleromorpha; Homosclerophorida; Plakinidae. The record is from RefSeq and is a predicted model, not a curated record.